UGUAGCUGCGGUGAGAACGUCAUUCCUUUCAGAUCACGAUCGGAUGACCUGAACUACAUCGGUGUCGAUAUAUAUCCAGUCGAGUGAAUCGAAACUGCCCAAGAUCGUACGGCUGCGUUUCUCGUCUCACUCUACCAGAGAAAGACUUGCGAGCCAACCAGACGACCAUCUUAAAUUAAGAGCCUACAUCAGAGUGUCCCAGCAUGGUCGCCUUCGUUAUCGACCAGUACUACCUGGUCAUUACCCUACUCAUCACUAUAGGGUGGCAAUGUUUGGGCUUCUUCAUCGCCUGGACUUUACAGUUUGACAAGAUCACCGACUUCACGGGGGGCAGCAACUUUUUCGUUCUAGCCCUGGUGACUCUCUUGAUGGGCAACACUUUCUAUGCAAGAAACAUCGUCGCAUCCGUCUUCCAGAUGGUCUGGGCCGCUCGAUUGGCUGGGUUCUUGCUGUUCCGCGUUCUCAAGACGGGUAGCGACAAUCGUUUCGACGACAUCCGGUCGCACUUUUUGAAAUUUGCCGGGUUCUGGGUCGGCCAGAUCCUUUGGGUCUGGGUCGUCUCUCUGCCCGUGGUCAUCUUGAAUUCUCCUGCCGUAUCGGACUAUUCGAGGGGAGGAGACAAUCCCUCUUUCGGUACAGGAAGGGACAUUGCGGGAAUCAUCCUCUGGGCGCUCGGUUUCAUCGUCGAGAGCUGGGCUGAUAUCGCCAAGUUCUGGCACAAGAGCAACAACCCGCCAAAGAACCGACCAUGUACCGCUCAGGUCUGGGGCUGGUCUAGACAUCCUCCUUACUUUGGCGAGAUCAUUUUGCAAUGGGGUAUCUGGAUUCUGACCAUCUCACCCUCGACCAACGGACGUGUUGAUGGAGGGGCCAAGAGCGCUCAGUACGGAGCCGUCGUUGGACCCAUCUUUACCACGCUUUUACUUCUCUUCGCUUCUGGAAUCCCCACUGCGGAGAAACCCACUGCCAAAAAGUUUUACCUUCAAUCCUACUCGCCCAACCCGGAUCGGGAGAACGACGGCGGUUCGACCUGGAGACACUACAAGGGCUACCUGGAUCGUACUUCGUUGCUGAUCCCCAUUCCGCCUGCGCUGUACAAGCCUCUGCCGAGAUGGGUCAAGACGUGGGUCUUGUUGGACCUGCCAAUGUAUCAAUUCGACGAGAAGAAGGAUGGGGAAAAAGCGAUCGAGGAGGAGAGGCAGAAGUUGGAGAGGGAGAGGUCGUAAAGUCUGAUUGUAGCCGAAAAGGAUAGGUAGAUGUAGAUCGGUCGUGUCUAUAAUGAUGAUGUCGAAUUGAGACUGAGAAUAAAGAUGGCACGGUUAGCAUAUGAUCAUC
Molecule: messenger RNA, 1335 nt
Organism: Filobasidium floriforme
Lineage: Eukaryota; Fungi; Basidiomycota; Tremellomycetes; Filobasidiales; Filobasidiaceae
Product: DUF1295-domain-containing protein
Exons: 12
Coding region: 204-1226 (340 amino acids)
Cellular component (GO): membrane
Source: RefSeq, a predicted model, not a curated record